Durio zibethinus is the source of this 1642-nucleotide messenger RNA. The record is from RefSeq and is a predicted model, not a curated record. NCBI's taxonomy places the organism in Eukaryota, Viridiplantae, Streptophyta, Magnoliopsida, Malvales, Malvaceae.
GCCUGUGGCGCUGCCAUAAAACACCGCCUCAACCUUUUUUUUGCCUCACUGAUUUUGACACUCUACACUUACCAAAUCUCCAACAACUACCAUAAAUAAACAAUUCUCACUCUCAUUCCAACACGAAAACGUUAAAAGCUUCUUUCUCUCACUCUCUCAAAACCUCCAAAAUGGCAUUUUUAACCAAGCUGUCCAAGGCUUCUUCACUCGCCAGAGCCUGCCUAAGUCGCUGCAUGAGCAACCUUCCGGAGAAUACCGUCUAUGGCGGCCCAAAGCCUCAAACCUCCAACCAGAGAGUGACCCUUAACCAGUUGAAGCAAAAAUACAGAAGGGGUGAGCCCAUCACCGUCGUAACAGCCUAUGACUAUCCAUCAGCAGUCCACCUCGACACCGCUGGCAUCGAUAUCUGCCUCGUCGGAGACUCUGCUUCCAUGGUCGUUCACGGCCAUGACACUACCCUCCCUAUCUCACUCGAGGAAAUGCUCGUUCAUUGCCGGGCUGUUGCUCGCGGCGCCGAUCGGCCGCUUCUCGUUGGUGACUUGCCUUUUGGGACCUAUGAGACCAACACCGUUCAGGCAGUUGAUACGGCGGCUAGGUUCUUAAAGGAAGGAGGGAUGGAUGCUAUCAAAUUGGAAGGAGGAUCCCCUGCGAGAAUCACUGCUGCAAAAGCUAUUGUUGAAGCUGGAAUCGCCGUUAUAGGACAUGUGGGACUUACUCCUCAGGCAAUUAGUGUACUUGGGGGAUUCAGGCCACAAGGCAAAAAUAUUUCUAGUGCCAUCAAGGUCUCUUUCCUAGUCUUGUUUACAUUACCUGUGAAUAUGUGCAUAUGUUUGUUUUCUGAGCAUGUUGAUUUGGUUUGGUUUUUGCAGGUUGUAGAGACUGCAAUGGCUUUGCAGGAAGCUGGCUGCUUCUCGGUUGUUUUGGAAUGUUUGCCAGCACCUGUGGCUGCUGCGGCCACAUCUGCUCUUCAAAUUCCCACAAUUGGCAUUGGAGCUGGUCCUUUUUGCAGUGGACAGGUGCUAGUUUACCAUGAUCUACUGGGAAUGCUGCAACACCCGCAUCAUGCGAAGGUUACUCCAAAGUUUUGUAAGCACUAUGCUCGUGUAGGAGAUGUCAUUAAUAAAGCUCUUUUGGAGUACAAGGAAGCAGUAACAAAUGGUUCAUUCCCAGGUCCUUCCCACAGCCCAUACAAAAUGAAUGCUGAUGAUGUAAAUGGUUUCUUUGAGGAGUUAGAGAAAUUGGGUUUGCACCAGGCAGCAUCUGCGGCAACUGAGGCAGCUGAGAAGAUGAACACAGAGCAAUGACUAGACGCCAAGAAUUCCCAUAGUGACUAAAAUACGGCCAGACUUCUUCGGCUUUUACCUUAAUCAAAUUUAUUAAGAACCAAAUAAUGCCAUUCUUUUUGGCAAUGCAUUUUCUUUUAACAAGCUCUUCAUAGUUCAUACCGCUUGACAUUUAAUUAUCGUAGUUAAUCCUUCUUGCCCCAUUUUUUUCAUGGUUGAGAAAUGGCUUUUGUAUGAACUUAAUUGCUCUUGGAUGGAAUAAUAAUCAGAUUAUAAUUCUUAUUUGCAUUUUAAUGGAAAACCUGAUAGUGGCAUCCAUGUAGACGUUCAAUCUUCGGCCGUAUCGUGUAAACAUUACA